AUGAAUAUUAGAGAAACAUUUUUUGUGAUAUUUACAUUUGUAUUGUUGACAUGGGGGAAUGCACAAUCACUUGUACCAGCAAUCAUCACAUUUGGUGACUCUACUGUUGAUGUUGGGAAUAAUGACAAUCUUUCAACUAUUUUUAAAUCUAACUAUCCUCCUUAUGGAAGAGACUUUCUCAAUCAGGAACCCACUGGUAGAUUUUGCAAUGGAAAAUUAGCUACUGAUAUUACCGCUGAUACACUUGGUUUUACAAAUUAUGCACCUGCAUAUCUUAGCUCUCAAGCAACAGGGAAGAACCUCCUUCUUGGAGCAAAUUUUGCUUCAGCUGCAUCUGGUUAUGAUGAAAAUAGUGCAACUUUUUAUGGUGCAAUUCCAUUGUCCCAACAGGUCAAAUAUUACAAGGAAUACCAAAGUAAGCUGGUCCAAAUAGCUGGCAGUGAAAAUGCAUCAGCAAUUAUUAAGAAUGCAUUGUACAUAUUGAGUGCUGGAAGUAGUGAUUUUGUUCAAAACUAUUAUAUAAAUCCUUUGAUCAACAAAUUUAUCACUCCUGAUGAGUAUUCUGCACGCCUUGUGGAUGUAUUCUCAGGCUUUGUUAAGGACUUGUAUAAUUUGGGAGCUAGGAGAAUUGGAGUGACUUCACUCCCACCAUUGGGUUGUCUACCUGCAACAAGAACUUUAUUUGGAUUGUUUAAGGAUGGUUGUGUCACAAGAAUCAACGACGAUGCUCAAGGAUUUAACCAGCGAAUAAACUCGACAGCAGAGAAUCUAAGAAAACAAUUUCCUGAUCUUAAGCUUGUUAUCUUUGAUAUUUUCACACCUCUCUAUGAUCUUGUUAAUUCCCCAUCAAAAUUCGGUUUCACGGAGGCGAGGAGAGGGUGCUGUGGUACUGGGUUUAUAGAAUUCACAUCUUUAUUGUGCAAUGGAAUGUCAAUCGGAACUUGUUCUAAUGCAACUGAGUAUGUAUUUUGGGACAGUGUUCAUCCUUCACAAGCUGCUAAUAAAGUUCUAGCUGAUGCAUUGGUUCAACAAGGCAUAAGCCUUAUCAGUUAAGGAUUCAUACGGAUUUUAUUUUACAUACAUUUUAGAAUUUUCAUUGUAACAUGUUUUAAUGUUUCGAAAUACAAUUCGGCACCUUCAGUUUACAUACUGAUAUUGUAUUGUGACCUACCCUUGGGAAAAAUAAUGAUUUAUUUUGGCCCGAAUCACUUGUAUCA
Molecule: messenger RNA, 1217 nt
Organism: Cicer arietinum (chickpea)
Lineage: Eukaryota; Viridiplantae; Streptophyta; Magnoliopsida; Fabales; Fabaceae
Product: GDSL esterase/lipase APG-like
Cellular component (GO): apoplast
Molecular function (GO): hydrolase activity, acting on ester bonds
Source: RefSeq, a predicted model, not a curated record